CCCUGGUAAUACGCAUAUAGCGGCGUUUGUUUAAAAAUAUUGGAACACAAAAUAUGUCUCAACAAAUUCGCGUUUUACAAUGUGUUGAGUGCAGUUUAUAUCAGGUGGAUAUAGUUAAGAAGGCAAAUAGAUGGGAAUGUAAGGUAUGCGGUGUUAAACAGGUGAUACAAAAGGAAUAUUUUCGCGGUUCCGGUGCUGAAUGCCGUGCAAAGGUGCAACAGUUAAAUCUGGAUUGUGGAGAACGCAAGGAAGCACAAGAAAAGCGGAAGAUUUUGGAGGUACACGAAGAAAUCCUAGGGGACCGUUCAUUGACAGAGCCGGGAGAUCAACUGAAAUCAUCGCACCGCUCUGGUGGCUCAAGCAAAUGGGCAGAGUACAUCGAUGAGCCGAUUGCAGGUACUUGCUCUGGCCCAAAUAGACAUAUUGACCCCAAAAAGCUAGAUGAGCAGGAGAACACUUCUUUUUACAAAAAGAAAAGCGGUUCCAAUAAGCGUAAAGCACAAACCGAUUUUGUAGCUGACACCAAAUCCUUCUCAAAGUGGCAAAACUUUCUUUAG
Molecule: messenger RNA, 557 nt
Organism: Drosophila arizonae
Lineage: Eukaryota; Metazoa; Arthropoda; Insecta; Diptera; Drosophilidae
Product: MRN complex-interacting protein
Biological process (GO): mitotic G2 DNA damage checkpoint signaling
Cellular component (GO): nucleus
Molecular function (GO): chromatin binding
Source: RefSeq, a predicted model, not a curated record